AUAGUACAAUUUUUUUUCAGGGUACCAAUUAUGCCCCACCUGGUUUUGGAAGAAGCAUGGGGACAGGUGUGGGGGUUGGGGUUGGUGUGGGCAGUGGUGGAAGCCCACAUGGUGCUGGAUCCCCAAUACCAGGUGCAUCUCAUGGUGCCACUGACCAACGGGAAGCUCGAACUCCACCUGGUGGCCAGCCUGCUGGGAGAUCACGGCCAAGCCAGUCAGCAGGGAAGCGUUAUUCUGACAGAGGUGCAGAUGCUGAAGGUGAUGGUCACUCAGAGAGGAGUCGAAGUGGACGCAGCAGUCGUAGUCGUCGUAAAGAGAGGGGGAGAGAUAAAGAAAGAGGUAGCACAAGAGGUCAUGAAAGGGAGAGCAGUAGAGGAAGAGAAGGUGGUAGGGAUCGGUCUAGAGAGACUGACAGAAAGAUUGGGUUUGAACCCUUGCAGAGACCAGAAGCUUACCAUCCUCAGAUGUCUAGUGGACCUGUCAACACUUUCUCUACUCCAGAGGGCGUAAUGCAACCAGGUAGUAUGGUGGCUCCAUCUUUAGGUCAAAUGGGAGGCUACUCAGGUGGUCAGAUGGCAGGACCUGGAGUUAUGGUCCCUUCCAAUAUGGGACCUCAGCAGAUCCCACUUGGACCUCAGUCAGGUAUUGCACCAAGUGCUUACCAGUCUUCAAAUCUUUCACCAACAAGAGGACAACCUAUAGGUCAACCACUAGGUCAAGGGUCAUUAGGUCAACCCUUGGUUUCUUCUGGAAUGCCACAGCCAAGCAUAUUGAAGCAUCCAGGUAUCCAGCCCACAAGUGGUCCAGCUGGCACAGCUCCACAAGGAUAUAUGAUUCCUCCUGGAUACACAAUACCACCCCCUCCUCGUCAGUUUCAAGGUGCUGGUACCAGUGUUCCUCCUCAGAGUUCAGCAGCAUCAGGAUUUACAGGGAACCAGGCACCAGCUUAUGGUUCUACACAACCGCAAGGAUUCGGUUCCACACAAACACCUGGACAUGCUGGCAACCAGACUGGAUUUGCUCCAUUACCAACACAUCCUAAUGGACCAGCUGUGGUACUUGGUCAGACCCCAGGAGUGCAGGUUGGUGGGUCAGCCUUUACAGCUCCCGCACAAACACUUGCUUAUAACUCGGAUCGUGUUUUCCUACCUGCCUACCCAACAUCUCCAAGCCGUCCAACUGGAAGAGUGUAUUACAACAGGGGUGGAGGAGGAGAUGGUGGUGGAGGUCCGCCUAUUCCACCACAGGGAACAGGGUACAGUAGAGAUAGAUCACCUGAUCAUAAUGUACGGUUCUUACCGAUGGAACCACUUGCACAGGGUACACCUAUAGCUGGUCACAGUAUGCCUCGAACAGGGGGAGCUGGUGUUCAUAUGCCAAGUCCUAUACGUGCUGUAGGUAGAGAUCAGUCACCUAGAAGAAUGGCACAGCCAGCUGCCGGUGCUGGUGAUGACACUUACCUAUUCUGUAAUGUCCCAGAACACCAUGAUUUGGAGGACUAUAUUGCAGAACUUCAAGAAAAACUGAAGAAAUUAAAAGCCAGAAUUGCCAAUGAAAAGGAACUUCAAGGUGCCAUUCAGGAUGAAAAUGAUUACAACCUGAUAAGACGUCUGAAAGGAGAAUUGCUGGAGAGAAGAGAUGAGUUAGAAGGUUUGGACCUGGCUAUAGAGAGACAGCAGAAGAACUUAAAGAAUCUGAAAGCAGAGGAAAAACAACUUCAUUUUGAGAGGCAGACUGCCAAAGAGGAACUAGAAUUUAUGAGAGACCAAAAUGUAAAAAGAAAAAGAAAAGUGCGUGUAUAUCCGGACGAUGAGGACAGUUUUGAUGAGAGAAUGGAGAACUCUCGUAAAAAGAUGAUUAAAGAUGAGAUUCGGUGCUUAGAAGAAACGCUAGCCAAGAGAAAAGCUCAGUUACGCGAGGCUGAUAGAUUACUGAAGGAGUGUAAUACAGACUUGAAGUGUGCUAGAGAGGAGGCGAGAGAAACUGUUAGAGAAUAUGACAAGGCAUCAGUAGGACUAGAAAGUACUGUAAAAGAAACGUCAGAGCUUGAGAAGAGAGCUAAUGUUGCUGGUAUAGAACUUAUAAAAGCUACGGAGAAACUUAGUGCCAUCAGGCGUGAGAUCAAAGACAGUGAAUCACGACGCUCGAAACAAGAGAGACUGCUGAAAGACGUUACUCAGGUAUUUUUGAUUUGUAUUGACCAACAAAAGUUGGAGCUUGAGAAGGUAGAUCAUGCGAUGGGCAAGAAACGUACAGAGUUACAGUUCCUGACGGACAGUUUAGAACGUAAACAAGGGGAGAUAAAUCAGUUGAUACGGGAUACAGAAUCUGAACUCUCCAGUAACAAGAGGGAAAUAAAAGAACAGAGAGAUUUGUUACGUAAUUUAGAGGUACAGAAAUCAGACCUGAGUUCUCAAAUUAAGUCAAAGAGAACAGAACUGCAGAAAAUCAAAGAUGAGAUUGAUACAGAUGAUGAAAUUUUACAGAAACUUGUGAAUACAGUCAACAAGCAUAAAUCUGACUUAAAGCACACAUUUGAGAUGCAAAGAUUAGAGCAGACAGAACUAGAUAACUUGAAGUCACAACACGCACAGAAACUCUCCGAGCUUGAAAAAACACAGAGAGAACUACUGGAUGAGAAGAAUGCAUUAGAAUCAUACAACUCUGACGUUAACAAGAAAGCAUCGGAACUUGAACGACUGCGCGGAAUUAUAGAAAGAGAUAGGGAGGAUGUAGAGAGACUCGCCAUGGAAAAACAAUCGUAUGAGGACAGAAUAUCCACCAUGACACGAGAGAAAGAGAUGUUAGAUGAAACUUUUAAAACUCUCGACACCAAAGUGGCACAUAUGAGGAGGAGCCAGAAUACAAUGGAGGAGAAGAUAGACAGUACAACACGGAGGCUGGAGACCCUCGAGGGUGAACUUGUACGGAGGGAGAGGGAGAUGGAUGAAAUGAAUAGAGAAAAAACUCACAUGCAGAAAGAUCUGAAUAAUCUGAAAAAUGCUCUAAAAGAUGGGAAAAAUGACUUAAAACUGUGUAAAGAGCAGAUUAAGGAUGCAGAGAAAAGUAUUGCCCUCUUAGAACAGCAAUUACGUGAUACAAGUUUACAGAGAGAUGAGGCCAAGUUAGAAAUGGAACGUUUGAAUGAAGGAAUACGACAGUCUCGAAUCACCCAUGACGACUGUAUCCGACAACAACGACAGCGUGAGGAAGAGUUACAGGACCUGAUACGAACAAUGGAUGAACGCGAGAUAGAGUAUCAAGAAACUAGGAAGUCUUUAAACAAAGUUAGAAAAGAAGUAGAAAAAGAAGAAAGCAAACUUCAAAAGCUUGUUACAACGGCAAAUUAUGAGCUUGAUCACAUCCGUACUGACCUAAAUACCAAACAGAGUGAGCUCACCAUAGCAACUGCAGAUAUCAUGAAUCUAAAGAAAGAGGCAGAGAAGAUGGAACUAGAUGAGAAGAAGUUGUCAGAAUGUGAGAAACAAAUUAGAGAACUCAAACAAGAAGUUCAGGACAGAAAUGAGGAGAAGAAUGAGCUUGCCAAAGCUCUAACAAGAUCAUACGAGGAGCUACAGAAACUACGUACAGAAUCUGCCCAGGAACAGGAACGUUUGACAAUGGACAGAAUGCAGUUAGAAAAUACACUCAGGGACAUGCAAGAUCAAUUAGAACAUGCUAAAAAGGAAAUUCAGCAGAUGCAGAAACGUUCAAGCUCUCAGAUAACAGAGUUACAGGCCCUGGCUGAGGACCAGUUUAAUCGUGCCAAUAAACUCACCGAUGAACUUGCAAAACUUAGAACUAAAAAGCACACUGUAUCACAUGACAGUCAGGUGACACAGUCACAUGACAAAGGACAGUAUCCAAUCAAUAUUGUCUCUGAGAAUUCAAAGUCUUCCACAAGAAACUAUACAAAUAUGACCACUGGGCAUUAUAAAUCCAAUGAUCAGUUCUUUGUUGAGCAAGAUUCAGACUUAAGUUGGCCGACUGGUAGCCCAGAUAAUAGCUCAAGGUUUUCUUUAUCCCCUGUAAGGUCAAGAUCUAAUGAUCCAUCAAAAGGUCAGAGUAAUUCUCGAACUAAGCCUCUCAGACCUUUAAGUGCAAGUUUUAGAGAGGAGAGUUCUAGGUCCACUUUACCCCGGGAAAACCGUUUCAGGUCUGCCUAUACAAGGCAGAGAGAAAGGAGUUGGAGUCCACCAAGUGUAAGAGAUAGGGACCAAAGCCCUAGAUUCAGAGAUAGAAGACUGUUGCCUUCCCCAAAUAAAGAUUUUGACUCAUUUUCACUGCCAGAGUUACCAGAUAGAUCCACUGCCAUAGACAGAGAUUCAUACUUCCCCUCUCCGUCACCUGUUUCUAAUGUGCCUUGUUCUGCAGUAUCAACACCUGCAGUAGCAUCAGUUUAUAUGGUAACAGAUUCUUCAUCAACCAUUACCUCAUCCUUUACAAGUCCUCCAACCACUCAGAGAGACCAAAGAGAACAAGUGACACAAAAGUCAACCCCCAUGGUCCCUGCCAUAGGUCUAUCGCCACCAGUGAGAGACUCUGGUUCCUCCUUAACAACUGUUACUUCCCUGACCGAUCAAGCGGCCCUGAACAGUGCACGUGACAGUGGUGGCACAGACAGACGAAGACUUUCAUUUGACCUUGGUUUCUUAGACAUACUGACCAUAGAUAGUAAUUCUAGUAUAGCUGAUCAGUUGAGUACAGGAAGAACGAUAGACAGACUGUCUGAUGAUAAAGAGAAUAUAAGAAUAGAAAGUGCCGAGGAACAGAGGAAGUCGGAGCUUUUACGAGAAAAAUUGUCAAAGGAGCAAGAGUUACUUCGGUUACAACUACAACAACAAAUGCAGAGACAUGCUGAUGCAAUGGAACAAGCAAGACUUCAGUCAGAGGGUACAAUAGAAAAUUUGAGGAAGAAACUCAACACCUUACAAGAUGUGUUAGUAACAACUUCAGAUAUAACCAGUCCAACUUUACGCAGGGCAAGGUCAAGGUCAGCUGGAUUAAUACCUUCUCCUGACAGACAAAGGUCACCUAGUCCAGCUUAUCAUCGUCAUGGUUAUCUUGCACAGCGACCAAGAUCAAGGUCACGGUCGGACGACAGAUUAAAUAGGAACAUUUAUAUAGACAGAGAUAUUUUGACUGUAUGACGGAGAAAUUUCCCGAUUCUGUGAUAUUGUUGCCGUCCAUUUCAAAAUAGCGUUUCAAGUGCCAAGUUUUAUAUAUAUCUGAAGAAACAAGAGUUGUGACUGUUGUAGAUCUAUAAUGUAUUUAUAG
Molecule: messenger RNA, 5277 nt
Organism: Ruditapes philippinarum (Manila clam)
Lineage: Eukaryota; Metazoa; Mollusca; Bivalvia; Venerida; Veneridae
Product: centriolin-like
Exons: 27
Coding region: 57-5150 (1697 amino acids)
Biological process (GO): microtubule-based movement
Molecular function (GO): microtubule motor activity
Source: RefSeq, a predicted model, not a curated record